Molecule: messenger RNA, 2267 nt
Organism: Struthio camelus australis
Lineage: Eukaryota; Metazoa; Chordata; Aves; Struthioniformes; Struthionidae
Source: RefSeq, a predicted model, not a curated record
AACGGUGCCGCCUUCUCUGGCUGGGUUAAAGGGGGCCUCUUUGGUUGUUUUCAGCUUCGUGCCGCCGAGGGGAGAAGCCUUCUGAAAGACUCCAGCGAUUCGGAAGUGGAGAAUGAAGCCAAAGAUAACUUCUUAUCGUCUAAGAAACCAGCCUGGGUGGAUGAUGACGAUGAGGCUGAGGAAAAGAUUGAUAUGACCCACAGGUAUAAGAAAGAUAUGAUGAAAAGUGAUGCUGAGAAGAUACUUAGUAAGAAAAAACUUAGGCAAAGACUUCAAGAACAAUUUCAGCAAGCUAUGGGAGGAGUUCCUGCCUGGGCUGACAGAGGAAGUAAAAAGAAACACAGAAAGACUGCAAAUGACAGUGAUAGUGAUGAAGAUGAUGAUCUGCUAUGCAGGACUGGCAAUUUCAUAUCAAACUCAGAGUCCCUGCCAAGAGGUAUUUUGCAGAUGAAGAGCUGCUUGCCUGCUAAUCAGGAACGCCUUGCUGGUGGAAAACUUUCAACAGUGCAAUUCCAUCCUUCUGCUCAAGUUAUCCUCACUGCUGGACGCGAUCGAUCUGUGUCACUCUUUCAGGUUGAUGGUAUAAAGAAUCCAAAAAUACAAAGCAUCUAUUUAGAGAGUUUUCCAAUCUAUAAGGCUUGUUUCAGUGCUGAUGGAGAACAAGUUAUAGCCACUGGUACCCACCAUAAAAUGUUCUAUGUGUAUGACAUGAUGGGUGGAAGUAUUAUUCCUGUACAUCAAGUAAGAGGUAUGGAGGAGAAGUUUGUCAAAAAUUUUGAAGUGUCUCCAGAUGGAUCAUUUAUGCUGCUUACUGGAACUUCAGGUUAUCUUCACUUGCUGUCAAUGAAGACAAAGGAACUGAUCAGCACUAUGAAAGUAAAUGGAAGAUCCGCUGCAUCUGCUUUCACUCCAGACAGCAGCAAAAUAUAUACGUAUUCAAAGGAAGGUGAUAGUUUCGUUUGGGAUGUGAAAAGCAGGAAGUGUCUACACAGAUUUGAGGAUGAAGGCUCUUUGGAAGGAAAGUGUAUCGCUGUUUCAAGAAAUAACCAGUAUGUGGCAUGUGGCUCAGUUUCUGGAGUUGUAAACUUGUAUACUGCGGAUGUCUGUCUCAAAGAAAACAAUCCUAAACCAGUUAAAGCCGUAAUGAACCUAGUUACUCCUGCUACAUGUGUGACCUUCAAUCCUACAACAGAAAUUUUGGCAGUGGCUUCCAAUGAGGCUGAUGAGGCUGUCAAACUGGUACACAUUCCUUCGUAUACUGUAUUCUCAAACUUCCCAGUGUUCAGAAGAAAACAAAUUUAUCUUACUCAAUCUAUGGACUUUUCUCCCAGAAGUGGUUUUUUUUCUAUAGCAAAUAAUAAAGGCAAAGCCUUAUUGUAUAGGCUGAAACACUAUUCAGAUUUUUAAAAGAAGAUAUGGGAGGGAAUUUACAAGUAACUCAGGUGUUGUAACCUGCAGCUGCAUGUAUGCUGACAAAAUUCAACAAGGCUUUUUACAAACUCUUACGUGGAAGUUAAAUAUUAAUAAACAUCCCUUUUGUGAAUAUUGUUACUUAAUAAAUGUACCUGAUAAAAGUUUCCAGUCAAACUGCUUCAACUUUUUCAGUGUUUUGUGUAAGCAUAUGACUAGGAUUUCAAUGGCUGUGUGUGUCCUCAAGAAAUGCUUAAGUGUUUUUAGUUAUUCUGAGAAUAUGAAGUAUUCCAAUGCUGACACUGAAAACACUGACUUUGUAACUCUGUGUAAGAUUUAAAAGCUCAAUACAUUGAACAAAGUGUUUUGAGCUUUGGCUUGUGGUUCCACGAGUGUUCUCCCCAGUAAGCUUUGCCAGCAGCCAAGUUCAUUUGAGGCUGGGUAAGAAACUGAUCAUUUUGCUGAUGGGGGGGGGGGGGUGUUAUGAAUCCUUUUUUUCCUGUGGGAGCAAAGCAGUAACCUGAAAUGCUAUUGAUGCAGGUUUAUAGUUCAGUCUGACUUUGUGGGUCAGCUGUGGUUUAAAGAUAGGAGCCUAAACUAAAGAGGGAGUAAAUACAUGUGAAACACCCUCAGUUGUGCUUACCGCCUCGUGCUUUACAAAAACAACUGCAUAUAAUGUGCAUUUAAUUCUUAAGGAAAGCCCCAUUCUCCUCUUUCUGAGAAAACAAAGCAUCCUUUUAUUUCAUGCUUUACUAUGAAAUCCUGAUGUGGUCAGUAGUCAUGUAGCAAGGACUACUUUACAGCUAUUGUUGCUUGUUUUUUACUUCAUGCUAAAUACAGCACAUCUGAUCACUCUU